AUGAAGACUCUUCUCCUCCUCUCUGCCCUUGUCCUGCUGGCCCUUCAGGCCCUGGCUGAUCCUCUGCCAGAAGCAACUGAGGUGGCUAAAAAUGAGGAGCAGUCAGGAGUAGAGGACCAGGAAGUGUCCAUCUCCUUUGGAAGCCCUGAAGGCUCUGUUCUUCAAGGUGUAGCUGCACCAGGCGUGAAUUGCCACUGUAGAAAAAAGUCCUGCAGACAUCAUGAACAGGUCUCUGGGGUUUGCCACUUAGGUCUAAUAAAUGGUGUACUCUGCUGCCGCUGA
Molecule: messenger RNA, 282 nt
Organism: Phodopus roborovskii (desert hamster)
Lineage: Eukaryota; Metazoa; Chordata; Mammalia; Rodentia; Cricetidae
Product: alpha-defensin 9
Exons: 2
Coding region: 1-282 (93 amino acids)
Biological process (GO): cellular response to lipopolysaccharide; antibacterial humoral response; defense response to Gram-negative bacterium
Cellular component (GO): extracellular region; extracellular matrix
Source: RefSeq, a predicted model, not a curated record